Molecule: messenger RNA, 2644 nt
Organism: Eubalaena glacialis (North Atlantic right whale)
Lineage: Eukaryota; Metazoa; Chordata; Mammalia; Artiodactyla; Balaenidae
Gene: HELLS
Product: helicase, lymphoid specific
Exons: 22
Coding region: 131-2644 (837 amino acids)
Biological process (GO): lymphocyte proliferation; pericentric heterochromatin formation; DNA methylation-dependent constitutive heterochromatin formation
Cellular component (GO): nucleus; pericentric heterochromatin
Molecular function (GO): chromatin binding; ATP-dependent chromatin remodeler activity; ATP binding
Source: RefSeq, a predicted model, not a curated record
GAAGCGCGCGUUUUUCUCUGGCUGGACACCUGGCCGGGAGAUUGGGACCGGCAAGCGGCUGGGAGGUUUUAGCGCGCGGCGUUGCAGGCGCUGUGAGGAGGGCACCCGGUUCCGGAGUGUGUGUCCAGCCAUGCCGGCGCAGCGCCCCGCGAGCAGCGGCGGGUCCGUAGCUCCAGAUAUGGUUGAACAGCCGGAGACUGCCGUGAUUACCCCAGCCAUGGUAGAGGAGGAAGAACAGCUUGAAGCUGCUGGGCUAGAGAGAGAGAGGAAGAUGCUAGAAAAGGCUCGCAUGUCUUGGGAUAGAGAGUCCAUGGACAUUCGAUAUCGUAGACUUCAGCAUUUGCUUGAAAAAAGCAAUAUUUACUCCAAAUUUUUAUUGACUAAAAUGGAACAGCAGCAAUUAGAGGAACAGAAGAAGAAAGAGAAAUUGGAGAGAAAAAAGGAAUCUUUAAAAGUUACUAAGGGUAAAAAUUCCAUUGAUGCAAGUGAGGAGAAUGCAGUUAUGAGAAAGAAAAGAGGAAGAGAAGAUGAAUCAUACAAUAUUUCAGAGGUCAUGUCAAAAGAGGAAAUUUUGUCUGUGGCUAAGAAAAGUAAAAAGGAGAAUGAGGAUGAAAGCUCCUCUUCUAAUCUCUGUGUAGAAGAUCUUCAGAAAAAUAAAGAUUCAAAUAGUAAAAUUAAAGAUAGAUUAUCUCAAACGGUUAGGCAAAAUACUAAAUUCUUUUUUGACCCAGUUCGGAAAUGUAAUGGACAGCCAGUACCCUUUCAGCAACCAAAACACUUCACAGGAGGAGUGAUGCGAUGGUACCAAGUGGAAGGCAUGGAAUGGCUUAGGAUGCUUUGGGAAAAUGGAAUUAAUGGCAUUUUAGCAGAUGAAAUGGGAUUGGGAAAGACGGUUCAAUGCAUUGCUACAAUUGCAUUGAUGAUUCAGAGAGGAGUACCUGGACCUUUUCUCGUCUGUGGCCCUUUGUCUACACUUCCUAACUGGAUGGCUGAAUUCCAAAGAUUUACACCAGAAAUUCCUACUAUGUUAUAUCAUGGGACCCAGCAAGAACGUCGAAAAUUGGUAAAGCAUAUUCACAAACGGAAAGGGACAUUGCAGAUUCAUCCUGUGGUGAUCACUUCAUUUGAGAUAGCCAUGAGAGACCGAAAUGCAUUACAGAAUUGCUACUGGAAAUACUUAAUAGUAGAUGAAGGACACAGGAUUAAGAACAUGAAGUGCCGCCUAAUCAGGGAGUUAAAACGAUUCAAUGCGGAUAACAAGCUUCUUUUGACUGGUACUCCUUUGCAAAACAACUUAUCAGAGCUUUGGUCAUUGCUGAACUUUUUGUUGCCAGAUGUAUUUGAUGACUUGAAAAGCUUUGAAUCUUGGUUUGAUAUCACUAGUCUUUCUGAAACUGCUGAAGAUAUUAUUGCUAAAGAAAGAGAACAGAAUGUAUUGCAUAUGCUGCACCAGAUUUUAACACCUUUCUUAUUGAGAAGACUAAAAUCUGAUGUUGCUCUUGAAGUUCCUCCUAAACGAGAAGUAGUUGUUUAUGCACCACUUUCAAAGAAACAAGAGAUCUUUUACACAGCCAUUGUGAACCGUACAAUUGCAAACAUGUUUGGAUCCAGCGAGAAAGAAACAGUUGAGCUGAGUCCCACUGGACGACCAAAACGGCGAACUAGAAAGUCAAUAGAUUACAGCAAAAUAGAUGAUUUUCCUAAUGAAUUGGAAAAACUCAUCAGCCAAAUACAGCCAGAGGUAGACCGAGAAAGAGCUGUUGUGGAAACAAAUAUCCCUAUAGAAUCUGAAGUUAAUCUGAAGCUGCAGAAUAUAAUGAUGCUACUUCGUAAGUGCUGUAAUCAUCCAUAUUUGAUUGAGUACCCUAUAGACCCGGUCACUCAAGAGUUUAAGAUUGAUGAAGAGUUGGUAACAAAUUCUGGGAAAUUCUUAAUUUUGGAUCGAAUGCUGCCAGAACUAAAAACCAGAGGUCAUAAGGUGCUGCUUUUUUCACAAAUGACAAGAAUGUUGGACAUUUUGAUGGAUUACUGUCACUUUAGAAAUUUCAACUUUAGCAGGCUUGAUGGAUCCAUGUCUUAUUCAGAGAGAGAAAAAAAUAUGCACAGCUUCAACACAGAUCCAGAUGUGUUUAUCUUUUUAGUGAGUACACGAGCUGGUGGUCUGGGCAUUAAUUUGACUGCAGCAGAUACUGUUAUCAUUUAUGAUAGUGAUUGGAACCCCCAGUCUGAUCUUCAGGCCCAGGAUAGAUGUCAUAGAAUUGGUCAGACAAAGCCAGUUGUUGUAUAUCGUCUUGUUACAGCAAAUACUAUUGAUCAGAAAAUUGUGGAAAGAGCAGCUGCUAAAAGAAAACUGGAAAAGUUGAUCAUCCACAAAAAUCAUUUCAAAGGUGGUCAAUCUGGAUUAAAUCAAUCUAAGAACUUUUUAGACCCUAAGGAAUUAAUGGAAUUAUUAAAAUCUAGAGAUUAUGAAAGGGAAGUAAAAGGAUCAAGAGAGAAGGUCAUUAGUGAUAAAGAUCUGGAGUUGUUGUUAGAUCGAAGUGAUCUCCUUGAUCAAAUGAAUGCCUCAGGACCAAUUAAAGAGAAGAUGGGGAUUUUCAAGAUACUAGAAAAUUCUGAAGAUUCCAGUCCUGAAUGUUUGUUUUAA